UCAGCACUGAACAAGAGCUGGUACGCGUCACUCAUCACUGUGGAAAACCAUGGAAUUUCUUGGCUGUGAUUUCAACGCAUAGAAAGUAUUGAACACGACAUUCUUUUCUGAGAAUCUGGAAUGCCUCGAUGCAAAGUAACGGUGACAAAAGACGUGUUGGGUGAAGAAUUUGAGCGGUCGGCUGUUCGGUCCAGCCUGCCAGGCUUGGCUUUGGAUUUUCGUGGGGGCAUGAUCACUCCACCCGUCUCCUGUCUGAGCCACAUCGAGAUACCUAUUGUUGCAUUCAUCGGAAUCAUAGCAUUGAACAGCAGACAAUUACUGAACAGUUGCAAUAUUAAAUAAGGAUUAUUCUAUCGGCAAUGAUGGAUUCUACUCAUCACAACUACAUUACAUUUUAGAGUAUUCGCAAUAGAUCGACACUCAUCCAAUUCACACCAAAGUACACAUGAACGUCGUCCAGCAAUUCGACUCGGCCAAACGGACAGAACAUCAUGACUUGGCCUCAUAUGAGGCUCAGCUAGGAUGCUCAAGUCAAACCUUGGCUGGAAACAAAUUCCCACACACUCACGAUGAGUUCGGUAAAGAAUGUCAGGAUUAUGAACUCAAACUUUCGGAAUACGAAGCCUUCUCGUGGAUUCGAUUACACCCAGACGAAAGGGCCCCGAUUACUCUAGCAUUCGCCGCUCAUGAUAUCGACAAUCCGCGAAAUUGGUCCAAAGCUCGGAAGUGGUAUAUCACAAGUUUUGUGAGCAUGCUCAAUGUCUUGACAUGUCUCUGCGCUGGUGGAUACUCGUCAGGAUCGCAAUCGCUCAAAGAAGAAUUUCAUUGCUCGUCCCUGAUGGUGACCACCGGUCUGUCGACAUACAUAUUAGGUUUCGCGUUCGGUCCAAUGCUGCUAGCACCACUCAGUGAACACUGGGGUCGCAAUCCGAUUUACAUCUGGUCCUGGCUUUUGCUAGUCAUUAUGCAAGCACCAGUAGCCGUGGCAAAAGAUAUGAAUACAGUAAUCGGAUUACGGUUCCUCCAGGGACUUGCUGGUUCUGCGCCUCUGACUAACACUGGAGGAACAAUUGCAGACCUAUGGGAGCGAGACUUCAGUGGUGCACCUAUGGCUAUUUAUGGUCUAAGCAGUACUCUUGGUCCCCCUUUGGCACUGCCGUUGACAGGAUACUUUGCUCAGAAGUUUGGUUGGCGCUGGCUUUUCUGGUUCUUCAUGGCAGUCCUGGGCGGGGCAUGGCUUCUUCUUGUGACCACGCUGCCUGAGACACGGCACACCAUUAUCCUGACGAAGAAAUCAAAUCAAUUGCGGGACCAGUUGGCCGCACAGGGCCUAGCAAACGGCGCGUCGAGGAUUCGAAAUCCGACUGAAGAAGUUAGUCUGGGACAUCUGUUCAAGGUCACAUUGACGAGGCCCAUCCGAUUUUUAUUCACCGAACCCAUCACUCUGUCCGCUGCAUUGUACAAUGGAUUGAUCUACGGGUUGGUGUUCCUAUUCAACGAGUCGUUCCCUCUUGUUUUCGGCCGCUUGCAUGGUUUCAGCCAUGCGCAGACAUCCCUUACUUUCCUCGGAUUAUGCGUUGGAUCCCUCGUCGGCUGUGCUCUCUAUCCAAUUCAAGAGCGCCACUAUCAAAAAGUUCGCACUCCGGAAUCUCGGGUAUGGCUCAGCCUGCCUGCGUGUUUCUUGCUCCCAGUCUCGCUAUUUUGGUUCGCGGGUUGCAGCACGUCGAAAGUCCAUUGGAUCGUACCUAUCAUCGCUUCUGCAUUGUUUGGCGCAGGAAUAUUUGUUGUGGUGUUAGGCGUUUUGAACUUCGUCCUUGAUUCGUACGGACAGUACACGGCGUCGUCCCUCGCGGGCGUAAUUUUGGUCAGGAAUGUGGUUGGCGCGAUUUUCCCUCUGGUGGCGGAGAGAAUGUACGAGGGGAUGAGUUAUCGUUCGGCUGGCAUCCUUCUAGCCUGUCUGGCCCUGGUCUUCUGCGUGGUUCCAUUUCUCUUCUAUUUCUGGGGCGUGGAGAUCAGGAAGAGAAGCCGCUGGGCAAGUGGCAAUGGAGAGGAUGUUCACAAUGUGCAAGAAUGAGGCUGUCUAGAACGGGAAACAGAGAUUGAAGAGGAUUUAGAGUUCCAUGGAAAGAUUUUAGCGAACUUGUAUAUUAUCAUUAUCUGCUUUUAGAUAGAUGUAGUAGGAGCACGCUUCUCUAGAGCAUAGAAAUAUUAAAAUGAAAUUGCAUAUGGC
Molecule: messenger RNA, 2230 nt
Organism: Aaosphaeria arxii CBS 175.79
Lineage: Eukaryota; Fungi; Ascomycota; Dothideomycetes; Pleosporales
Product: MFS general substrate transporter
Exons: 2
Coding region: 446-2074 (542 amino acids)
Biological process (GO): transmembrane transport
Molecular function (GO): transmembrane transporter activity
Source: RefSeq, a predicted model, not a curated record